AUGACACAAGAUUUUUCAUCUUUCUGUAAAAUGAAAUUCGGGAAAGAUUUCUCGCUACAAAUGGUGCAGGAAUGGCAUGAAUCUUACAUGAAUUACAGCUCUCUCAAGUCUCAGUUAAAAGAUAUCAAAUUCAAACGCAUAAACAAUCCUCCCCGUCACGGCCGUCAUCACGGAGAAGGCCUUCGCCAGAAGCGGACUCUGCACGGCCAUCAUCACGGAGAAGGUUUACUCUCGACGCCGGGACCAAGAAGCCAUCACCACGGCGGACACAGACACAGACACGGACACGGUGGUGGACAGAUCGGCCAUUUCUCAGAUUCUGACGACGACAUCGAGGAAGGAUUGAAGCCAGCGCCUAUUGUGGUGCAGUCGACGAUUCACGGCAACCGGACGACGUUUCUGAUGGUGGCCGAGCAAGGAGGAGGGUACGAGAUGGAGUUUUUCCGGCGAUUAGACGACGAAUUCAACAAAGUGGAGAAAUUCUAUAAAGACAAAGUGAAAGAAGUGAAAGAAAAAUAUAUUAAGCUUAACAGUCAAAUGGAACUUCUUAUCGCGUUUCGGCAGAAAGUAAAGGUUCCUAAUGGUUGCCGGGAGAUGACUCCAUUAGCUUCUGCUUCCGCCGGAGCUAGCUUCAACAUGAGGGCUGGAGCUAAGUCUCACAUGGAGGCAAUCCAGGAAGGAGGAUCGAGCAAAACUGGUAAGUCCGAGGAAGAUGACGAUGAUAUCGUCGUCUCCGACGUAGUGGCCGGUGACAUAAGUCGACUGAAAGCUGCGAGGCCAUCCCCGAUCGAGGUUAAGUGGGAUCGUGUUACGAUCAAUCUCACCAAUGAUACGCCUCGGUCCACCAUUAAAGGCGUUCUCAAGCUCUCGAACACGGAGUCUGAGUAUACCAGAGAUAAUCUCAGGAAAGUCGAGGAGCAGCUCAAACGCGCCUUCGUCGAGUUCUACCAGGAGCUUGAGCUACUCAAGAGCUACAGGGGUCGGAAUGUGGAUGCGUUUUCGAAGAUAUUGAAGAAGUAUGAUAAGAUAACUUCGAGGCAUGCGAGAGAGUGUUACAUGAAGAUAGUUAAUACCUCUUACCUUGGAAGAUCUGAUAAGGUGAUUAGACGCAUGGAGCGUGUUGAAGCUACGUUCAUAAAGCACUUCACAAAUGAUAACAGAUCAAAAGGAAUGAAAAUCUUGAGACGUGAACCUAAAAGAGAGAGACAUCGUAUUACAUUCUCCACAGGUUUCUUAGGCGGAUGCAUGUUUUCUCUAGUGGUGGCUCUAUUCGCCAUCAUACGCACCCGGAACAUUUUGCACAAGAAAGGCCAAGAACAGUACAUGAACACUAUGUUCCCUCUUUACAGCUUGUUUGGGUUCAUUGUGCUGCACAUACUAAUAUAUGCUGGAAAUAUAUACUAUUGGAGGCGGUAUCAAGUGAAUUAUCCUUCCAUAUUGGAGUUCAAGCAAGGAACUGAACUUAGCUAUAGACAAGUCCUAUUUGUGGGAUUCAGCAUCGGAGUCUGCGCGCUUCUUUGUGUUAUCGCCAAUCUUGACAUGGAGGUUGACCCUGAAACCAAAGAUUACAAAGCAUUAACCGAACUUCUUCCUCUUUUCCUCCUCAUUGUUCUGUUUAUAGUUCUAAUCCUACCAUUCAACACAUUCUAUCGCUCGCACCGCGUUUUCUUCCUCACAUGCCUCUUUCACUGCAUUGCUGCUCCUCUUUACAAGGUGCAAGCUUUUCGAAGCGUCCCAUUUUACAUAUGUCACUACGGUUGGGGAGAUUACAAACAUAGAAUAAACACUUGCAAAGACUCAGAGCCCCACAAAGCUUUCUUAUUCAUUGUUGCUGUCGUCCCAUACACCUGGCGUCUCCUUCAGUGCUUGAGGCGGCUAUUUGAAGAGAAAAAUACAGAACAAGGAUACAAUGGUCUCAAGCACUUCUUGACUAUAGUGGCUGUCUGCUUGAGGACGGCUUACAGUGUCGUCGACAAGGAUCAUCAAUUUGUGUGGAGAAUGUUAGCUGGGAUCUUCUCAGCUAUUGCUGCCAUUUUCGGUACUUACUGGGACUUAGUCCAUGACUGGGGUCUUCUUAACAGGACAUCUAAGAACCGUUGGCUCCGGGAUAAACUCCUUGUCCCGCAAAAGAACGUCUACUUCAUCGCCAUGAUCUUGAACAUCUUGCUCAGAUUCGCGUGGCUUCAGACCGUACUAGAUUUCCACUUCAAUUUUAUGCACAGAGAGACGAUGAUUGCUGUUGUUGCCAGUCUAGAGAUUAUCCGCCGUGGGAUAUGGAAUUUCUUCAGGUUAGAGAACGAGCAUUUGAACAAUGUUAAAACGGGCAAAGCGGUGAAGACGGUUUCAUUACCGUUUGACUACGACGAGGAUGACGACAAAGGCAAAAUAAGCUAAGAAAUUUGUGUAAGGAGACAAACAAAGGGAGGAUGAAUACUGCAUAACUGUUUGGAGACAAAAUAUUGGGAUUCUGCCAAAUUGAAGAUUGCACAGUUGCACAUCAAUACUUGAAUUAGUAGAAGGCAAAACUUUAUUGAUGUAUCUGAAGCAUGGGAUAUGAUAAUAUUUGUUUUUCUUUUGUUUGUUAAAGAUAUGAUAAAAUUUGUUACGAAGGAGAAUGUCUCUUGUCACUGAAUUUGUUGCAAAAUGAGUUGAAAGACAUUACUAUAUCAAAUCUAGUUGAAGAUACAAAGCUCUGGAGUAUUGAAUUCAAUAA
Molecule: messenger RNA, 2713 nt
Organism: Thlaspi arvense
Lineage: Eukaryota; Viridiplantae; Streptophyta; Magnoliopsida; Brassicales; Brassicaceae
Source: the annotation of a GenBank genome assembly